GGCGGCCAGUGCGGCCCGCGGACCUGCAGGCGGCGGCGAGUGCUCGGCUCGUUUGUGCCGCGGUCGGGUGAGGAGCUGCGCCUCGGCGUGCCCGGCUGCCGCCGCAGUGCAAUCGCUGUUUCUGGUCACGCGCGGGAUGCUGCUUCUGGCGUUGGGCGGCCCGUGGGCGGCCGGACUGCGGCUCGGUGGGAAGAGGACGGCACCGUGGGCAGCCACUGCGUUCCGAGCCCCUAGGGCGGCCGUCUGGCGGGCGGCCUCCUGCAGAGGCUCCUCGGUGCGGGGCGGCGGCGGGGGCGCGGGGCUGUCCGCAGCCACGACGCUUCUGCCGUGUCGGGUGCGAGCGCAGAUACCUGUUUGUUGGGAAAGAUGUGUUCGAUGUUUACAUACACAACUUGAAAAAUCAGAAGAUGGAAGGCUGAUUUAUACUGGGAAUCUGGCCCGAACAGUAUUUGGUGUGAAAUGUUUUUCUUACUCUACAAGUCUGAUCAGCCUUGCGUUUCUACCGUACAUUUUUGCACAAAAUAAUAUUAUAUUUGGAAGUCUGCCUUUGCAAAUCUUAUUUUAUGGCAUCAUAGGAAGCUUUACAGUGAUCACUCCAACACUGCUUCACUUUCUUACAAAAGGCUAUGUCAUUCGGUUGUACCAUGAGGCCACAACAGACACUUAUAAAGCCAUUACUUAUAAUGUUGUGCUUUUGGAAACGAGUACAGUGUUCCACCAGAAUGACGUGAAGAUUCCAAGUAGCACACAUGUGUUUACCACAUUUUAUGCUAAAACAAAAUCACUGUUAGUUAAUCCAGCACUCUUUCCAAACCCUGAAGACUAUAACCAUCUAAUGGGUUAUGACAAACCAUUUACUUUUGAUGUGGAAGAAGCCAGUGAAAAGAAACAGCUUAAAGAAGAGAAAUGAGUCUAUCGUUUUUAUGUUUGUGCUUAAAUGUGAUUUAUGUUCCAGUGUAUAAUAAUUGCCUUUACUUUUGAUUUUUGUUAGUGACUGAUUGUUAAAAAAAUAAUUUGAAACUGUAUCACAGAACUUUUAAU
Messenger RNA from Mesoplodon densirostris (Blainville's beaked whale), 1041 nucleotides. RefSeq names its product transmembrane protein 70 (gene TMEM70). Gene Ontology annotation, cellular component: mitochondrial membrane. NCBI's taxonomy places the organism in Eukaryota, Metazoa, Chordata, Mammalia, Artiodactyla, Ziphiidae. The transcript has 3 exons. The record is from RefSeq and is a predicted model, not a curated record. Bases 137 to 910 code for a protein of 257 amino acids. Gene Ontology annotation, biological process: mitochondrial proton-transporting ATP synthase complex assembly.